AUGGCCCCUAUGUUGGUGGCCUUGGCGCUGCUGGCUUUGCUGCCCGUAUCGGAGCAAGGUCCCCACGAGAAGCGGCUGCUGAACGCUUUGCUCGCAAACUACAACACGCUGGAACGACCAGUCGCCAACGAGAGCGAGCCGCUGGAAGUCAGGUUCGGCCUCACGCUGCAGCAGAUCAUUGAUGUGGACGAGAAGAAUCAACUACUUAUAACCAAUAUAUGGCUGUCGUUGGAGUGGAAUGACUACAACCUGAGGUGGAACGACAGCGACUAUGGCGGGGUCAAGGACCUCAGGAUCACACCCAACAAGCUGUGGAAGCCGGACGUGCUUAUGUACAAUAGUGCUGACGAGGGUUUUGACGGGACAUACCAGACCAACGUGGUGGUCAGAAACAACGGCAGUUGCCUGUACGUGCCACCUGGCAUAUUCAAGAGCACAUGCAAGAUAGACAUCACGUGGUUUCCCUUCGACGACCAACACUGUGAUAUGAAGUUCGGUAGCUGGACAUAUGACGGGAAUCAGUUGGAUCUGGUGCUAAAAGAUGAGGCAGGCGGUGAUCUAUCGGACUUCAUAACAAAUGGGGAGUGGUAUUUAAUAGGAAUGCCAGGCAAAAAGAACACAAUAACUUACGCGUGCUGCCCAGAGCCUUACGUAGAUGUCACGUUCACCAUCAUGAUCAGGAGACGGACGCUGUACUACUUCUUCAACCUCAUCGUCCCGUGCGUGCUGAUCUCAUCCAUGGCUCUCCUCGGUUUCACUUUACCGCCAGACUCAGGAGAAAAACUUACUCUUGGAGUCACUAUUCUUCUCUCGCUGACGGUGUUCCUCAACCUGGUAGCUGAGACCCUGCCACAGGUCUCCGACGCUAUCCCCCUGUUAGGGACAUACUUCAACUGCAUCAUGUUCAUGGUAGCGUCGUCAGUGGUAUUGACAGUCGUGGUACUCAACUACCAUCACCGGACCGCAGACAUACAUGAGAUGCCGCAGUGGAUAAAAUCAGUGUUCCUGCAAUGGUUACCAUGGAUCCUGCGGAUGUCGAGACCAGGGAAGAAAAUCACAAGAAAGACAAUCAUGAUGAAUACGAGGAUGAGGGAGUUGGAGCUUAAAGAGCGGUCGUCGAAGUCAUUACUGGCCAACGUACUUGACAUAGAUGAUGACUUCAGGCACGCUCCUCCACCUCCUAACAGUACAGCAUCCACUGGGAAUUUAGGGCCAGGGUGCUCAAUAUUCCGCACGGAUUUCCGUCGGUCCUUCGUCCGUCCGUCCACUAUGGAGGAUGUGGGCGGCGGGCUGGCCAGCCACCACAGGGAGCUUCAUCUCAUCCUGAGGGAGCUGCAGUUCAUCACUGCAAGGAUGAAGAAAGCAGACGAAGAAGCUGAGCUGAUCAGCGACUGGAAGUUCGCUGCUAUGGUUGUUGAUAGGUUUUGCCUGUUCGUGUUCACACUUUUCACAAUCAUCGCAACAGUGGCUGUCCUGUUAUCGGCACCGCAUAUCAUCGUGCAAUGAACCAACUACUAGGUGCCUCGGGUGUACCGGCACAAGUAUGAGAGAACUAAUUAUUAGUAUGCCGAUUUGUAAUUAUAAUUAAUAAUGUAAUUUAAAUAAAUACGUGUUUGAAGCGCACACGUCUCCUUAAAAGUCUUAAGACAUUAAAUUACGGUAACUUUACAUUAUUAUAGUUAAGUCAAAUGCUAAUGGAAAUUUCAGCCGGAGCUAGGAAUUACAUUAUGAAGGUCGUUCUGUUGUUCGUGUUGUACUAGUGUAUUGUUGUGUAAUUAUCUUUUUGCAAAUAAAAGAAAAUAUAAACUUUUGUUUCUUCGAAUUUACUAAGCUCCUUGAGCUCAGACUCAAAUUGCCAUUAGUAGUUAUUAAAAAAAAUGUGAUGUUGACUAGGAUGUUAUACAGAUAAAUGUUGACGUGUCUAAUUUGUUAAAAAACAAUAUUAAUAACUUUAUCUAAACGGUUUGUAUAAACGAAAUAUUAAUGAGGGUUCAUUUGAUGGAAAGGAAUGCUUUGCUGGCACAGAGUUGCAUUAAUUUAGAAAAAGACAUCACACAGGUUUGUCUGGACAUUGGACUCUUUGAAUGAAAAAUGAGGUUUGGUCAAAAAAGUUUGUAAAACAGAAAAGUUUGGUUCUGCGUCUGUGCUGGAAUUAAAAUUGUCGUAAAUUGAAGGAAAAGAAUGUCCUUUGAAAAAUUACAUUUCAAUCGGUAUCCUUUUUACAUGUAAUGAGGGAACACAGAUGAUGACAAAACCUUAGGGUAUUAAGUAAUGUACAUAAUGGAUCAAAUAUCGGUAGAGUGAAGAAUAGCUUAACGAUUUAAGAUUAUUCCAUUCGAUAUUAAAAUUCGAUUAGCGAAAAUCGCUACGUUUACAUCGUUACAUAUCGAUUUGAAUCGAUAUGUAUUAUAUAGAUUGGGACGUUAGUGAAGAUUGUGAAAGUAAAUAUUGUAAUUAUUAAAUGAAUAUACUACGAAAAUUUAAUCCAGGAAUUGUUAAACAGUCAUGGAAUUGAUAAGAAUUCAACAUUAAAUACGGAACCAAAGAUAGACUAGGUCUAGCAGCACGGGGUUGAAUAAAAAAUAAUUAGAUCCGAACGCGGAAGGUAACAAGUAUUCGGUAGUGAGUUUUUGUUAAUAAAAGUAAUAUCAAUUAAACUGAAAACUGUUAAUAUCUCGUAUCGAUAAAUGCUCAUUUAAUAUGGAUUGUGUAAAAUUAUGAAAGUGUUAGUGUAUCGAUAUGAGAAUAAGUCCCUAGCAACAGAAAUAGCAACUGAUAUUAGACAUCGGUUUGUGUUAAUCUAAUGCUUAGCGAAAAUAUUACAUCGCCGUUAAUAUCACUAACCACCACGUAAUAUGAUAUAUAAUGUACAUACAGAAUAAUGCAGUGUGUAUGUAUUUGUAUAUAAAUUUUAGAAAAAAAUCGGAAAAAAGACUAAAAUAUCGCAUUUUUCACUCUAGUAUUUAUAACAACCAGUCUUAUUGGGCAGGAAUAGUACUAUUACACGUAAGUACUAGAUACUGUCUUUAUAUUGAUAUCAUCUCGAUAAGUCAAGCGUUAUCUGAUUCAUUUCAAACGUAGAUCGAUGGGAGGCGAUCCGAAAUAUUUUCGCGCCCAAUAAGACGGCAGAAUGUCACUUCGACGAAUGUUCAAUUGAAAAACUUUUUUGAUUGAAAUUGAUUGUUAUCGAUUCCAAUUCGUCAUUGUCUACUCAAUUAGAACCUUUUAGCACAUACUGUAGCAUCUAUAUAAUAGUCGUAUUAUUUAAAAAAUAAACAAUUUAAAGUCUUUGUCUAUGUCCGUUCCUCGAUUUCACUCUUAUAGAUGUCGUGAUAGCCUAGUGAAUGUCGUGUCCCUUGAUUUAAGCUAAACUUAUAAUGAAAUAACUAUUGUUAAGGAAGCUCAUUAAAACUAGAUAUAAAAUUUACGCGAUCUGAGUGUUUUGCAUAAUUAUUUAAUAUUCUUUUUGAUAUAGAAAAACAUGAAAAUGUGUUUACACGAGCAGUUGUAGUAUUUUCUUGGAUUCGUAAUUACGAGUCUUGACGGGCUCAGAAUGAUUGUGUCUCAAGAGAAAAAUACAGCGUGUUCUGAAAUUAUAUUUAUCAGAAUAAUGUAUCAUUAUAACUUAAUUAUGUUAAUGAUUCCUGAGAUUAUGAACGUUGUCGUUUUGCAGAAUUUAUUUCAAACAGUGUGGUGCUGAAUAAUAUCAGGUGUCGACAUUUUCUUUUCGUAUUUAUAAUUGUUAUAAGUAUAAUUUAAAAUUUCAUAAACCCUAUUGUUAUCUUUUAUUGUGUAUAUUUCAAUUCGAAAGUGAUGAUAAAAAAUAAAAUUUGUAAAAUUAAUUAAUAUAUUUAAUUAGAUUUGUUAGUGCCAAAAAUAGGGUUUAUAAAUAUUGAAGUUAAGUUGGUUUUAGGUAUAAACGAUGAAGUUGAGAUGAUUAUUGUAAAGAAAAUAUAAAAAACGAACUAGGGUCUUUGUUAACAUGUAAUUUAACUGGUUAAUGUUUGUAUUGGGCCGCGGCUACGGGUUAUUCAGCCAAUUUUAAACUUAUUUUGUUUGAAAAAAAUAAAUGAGAGGUUGUGAAAUCGAAUGUUAAGGCCCGUGGUAGCGGUUCAAUGAUAAAAUAUAAUAAAAAAUAUUGAUAAAUAAAAAACGAGUAGAAACGAUCUACGAUAUAAUAAAAUUUCAAUAAUAAAACGCCUGCAUGGGACCGGGUUAGACUAUAAAUGAACAAAAUGAACUGACGUACGUAAACCACUUCAUAUGAAACGCAAACACAUUUUACAAGCAGUUACUAUUGAUUUAAUCUCUCACUUUUACACCAUUUGGUAUCUUAUAGCGAAUUUUCUGAAACUUUAUGACAAUUUAUUCACACUUCAAUGUCAAUACAAAUUGUGUGGGGGAACUAGCAACACUGACUAUACAUUUUUUUUUCUA
Molecule: messenger RNA, 4437 nt
Organism: Spodoptera littoralis (African cotton leafworm)
Lineage: Eukaryota; Metazoa; Arthropoda; Insecta; Lepidoptera; Noctuidae
Source: the annotation of a GenBank genome assembly